This is a messenger RNA of Blastomyces dermatitidis ER-3, 1524 nucleotides long. RefSeq lists its product as uncharacterized. The transcript has 3 exons. Lineage: Eukaryota; Fungi; Ascomycota; Eurotiomycetes; Onygenales; Ajellomycetaceae. The record is from RefSeq and is a predicted model, not a curated record. Bases 1 to 1524 code for a protein of 507 amino acids.
AUGCAUACUCGCAAGUUAAAAGAGCCAAAAAUUUAUGAUUAUGACCAUAUGCCUAGUUCAGUGGCGUCCAACCCGUCUCUCAAGCAUCAGUAUCCUAAGCCCCAUCCAUCCGACAGGUCACAAUAUCGGAAAAGGAAGAAGCUCGACGCACCGGCACCAGCAUAUUGGGAUAACCUGUCAAAGAUUUGGUUGACCAAAGAUGCGUUAGAGGAGUUGGAUCGAAGAAACAGCUGCCUGAAACCACCCCAGAACCAUCAUCAACCUCUCACUCAACAAUUUCACACUGAGCUGUUUCAGUUUGCUCCAGCCUUUCUCCGUGAUUGUGCACCUGCUUGUUCAAAGCAGAUAAAAAGGGUUUCCAGAUUGGGAGGACCUGACCUAACUGACCUUAGAAAUUAUUCUAAACAGGAAAUCUUCCUUGAAAAAGCAAUGAGCUCAAGGUCCCGGGGUAGAAAGCGACGCGCAGGUUCUCCUAGUGCAGAUAUGAAGAGUACCACCAAGUCCACAAGCACCACACCCUAUAAUCAUGGUCGAAUACCAGCAAUGCCAAAAAACUGGGAGGAGAUCAAUAAAACACUAGCUCAAUCCCGAUCCUCUCUUUCCCCAUCAAACUUCUCUGAUGAACAUUUCCGGAAAUUCAAACGAGCAGAUACACAUGCAUCUAAAGAACAACCAGUCACAACAUCAGUGAUUCCUAUCAUUGAAGGUGACAUUGAUGAUCCCAAAUGCGCUGGAGGGGGAUACUCACUUGGAAAUCUUGCCCCCUUAACUGAUGGCACACUGGCUCAGGCUAAGCCAGAUCACUUCUACAGUGCGCGUCCUGAACAGCUCAAUCGCCAGAUCCGCAAUGAACUCUGCAAUUAUAUCAUCCCAUCAACACAGGAUGAUCUUCCGAUGGUACCAAAUUUCUUUUUGGAAGCAAAAGGGCCUGAUGGAUCCUUGGCUGUAGCUACACGGCAAGCCUGUUAUGAUGGCGCUCUAGGAGCUCGUGGCAUGCACACUCUCCAGUCAUACCAACAAGAUAGAUCAAUUUACGACAACAAUGCUUACACUCUUACAUCAACUUAUCAUGGCGGUCAACUCAAGCUAUACACAACUCAUCUCACUGAGCCCGAAGGCCUAGGCCGUCACCCUGAGUAUAUUAUGACCCAGCUCAAAGGCUGGUCAAUGACCAGUGACCCAGAAACCUUUCGACAUGGAGCAUCUGCAUACCGAAAUGCUCGGGACUGGGCAAAGAAAAAGAGGGAUGAAUUUAUUAGGGCAGCAAAUGAAACGCAUGCAAAGGCCCAAUCUCAGCUUCAUUCAACCUCUCAGUGCCAGACAGCUUCCGAGGCAGCUCUCACCUUGGACACCUCUGAUCUAUCGACAUUGUCCGACCAAACGGAGUAUCAAGACACGCAAUGGAGCUUCGCAAAUACAACUGAAGAAGGAGGAGAGUCUCAGAUUCUUAGUAGACAUGCCAAGAAGCCGAGAGUUGGCUCCAUUGUUGAAGGUAAUACAGCGGGUAAUAAGACUACUAGAUAG